This is a messenger RNA of Sinocyclocheilus rhinocerous, 2111 nucleotides long. Its product is annotated as alpha-2,8-sialyltransferase 8E-like. Gene Ontology annotation, molecular function: alpha-N-acetylneuraminate alpha-2,8-sialyltransferase activity. Lineage: Eukaryota; Metazoa; Chordata; Actinopteri; Cypriniformes; Cyprinidae. The record is from RefSeq and is a predicted model, not a curated record. The transcript has 9 exons. The coding region runs from base 328 to 1659 and encodes 443 amino acids. Gene Ontology annotation, biological process: oligosaccharide metabolic process; N-glycan processing.
UCAUGAAGGGUUUGACAGCAGAGUCUGCAGUGCCUCGCUGCCUCAUUGGUGCUGAUGAGAGGGAGUGGAGUGCGUCACCGCAUUCUGCAGGAGCGUCGCGUGAUGCAGGUUAUGCCAGAUUUACUACACGUCCACAUAUAGACGAUAGACCUCAAUGGGCAGCUGUAGCUUCGCUAUAUCUGACAGGUUGCUCAACAGCGAUACUGAGGCGAAAAGCAGCUGCUAUGGAGCCUGAGCGCGCAUCGGUGAAGACGGUAAACACGCGCGGGUGUGACUCAAUGCGUCUUCUGUAGGGCAAACGCGACCGUGGGGUUUCUCUUCUGAAGGAUGGGCUACUCAGAUCCGACAGCUAGUAGAGAUCUGUUGGGAAACAGAUCCCUGUGUUUUAUUUUCAUAUGUGCUUUUGGACUGGUCACCUUAUUUCAGCAAAUCCUCUAUGGCAAGAACUAUAUUAAAAGUGGGCAACAGUUUUCCCGCCUCAAAGGAUUGGAGGUGGGCAACUGGAGCGGGCUCAUUAGUUUCCCCGAUGACGGAGGGAUGAAGCCGGCCAGAAAUGGGAGGAAAAGAUGUGUCCGUCAGAAUUUUCAGCGUUCUGAGGCUCAGAGCUCCGUAGUUUUCACGCCCUGCCUAGCUGAUAUUCAGAAGAAAAAAAAAGAAAAGAAAAGGUAUCUGGAACACUCCGAAGGCUCUUUAGAGUUCAACUCCACUUCCUGCAAGGAGCUACGGCAAGAAAUCACAGAUGUGAAAGUACUGACCAUGGUGAAGACAUCAGAGCUGUUCGAGCGAUGGAGGAACCUGCAGGUGUGUAAGUGGGAGCAAAACAAGGAGGAGACCGAUAACUUCAAAAUGUCUCUGUCCCGUUGCUGCAAUGCCCCCUCCUUCCUGUUUACCACUAAGAGAAACACUCCCUCGGGCACCAAACUGCGUUAUGAGGUGGAUACGAGUGGAAUCUUGCACAUCAGCCCGGAGAUCUUUAAAAUGUUCCCUGAUGACAUGCCCUAUUCCAAAUCCCAGUUUAAGAAAUGUGCUGUUAUUGGGAACGGCGGCAUCAUCAAAAACAGCAAGUGUGGACGAGAGAUCGACGCAGCUGACUUUGUCUUCCGAUGUAAUAUUCCUCCCAUCUCAGAUAUGUACAGUGAAGAUGUGGGAUCUAAGACUGAUCUUGUUACAGUAAAUCCCAGCAUUAUAACUGAGAGGUUUCAAAAGUUGGAGAAAUGGAGAAAGCCAUUUUACGACGUUCUGCAGAAUUACAAGAACUCCUCGGUGGUUUUGCCGGCGUUCUAUAACACACGGAACACCGACGUGUCGUUCCGCGUGAAGUACAUGCUGGAUGACUUCGAGUCGGCCCGCGGCGUGUUCUUCUUCCACCCGCAGUACCUGCUGAAUGUGCAGCGCUUCUGGGCCGUGCAGGGCGUCCGCGCCAAACGCCUCAGCAGCGGCCUGAUGCUGGUCACCGCCGCCAUGGAGUUAUGCGAAGAAGUACAUCUCUACGGCUUCUGGGCGUUUCCCAUGAACCCCUCUGGAAUCUUCAUAACGCACCACUACUAUGACAACGUCAAGCCCCGCCCCGGUUUUCACGCCAUGCCGUAUGAGAUCUUCAACUUCAUGCAUAUGCAUGCUCGCGGCAUCGUGCACGUGCACACGGGCCCCUGCAGGUGAAACCGCCAAGCGUCUCUGCAAUCUGAUUGGUCCGUUUUGUAGAGCUCCUCCCAUUCACUGGCGCUACGGAACUCAGACUUAUGUGCGCAAAUCACUGCCUUAAAGGCCAGGCGUUAUAUUACUAUGUGCUUUUACAAUAUCGUGUCGGGACAGUUGCAAAAUGGUACGUGUUUCCUGUUUGGUGAUUUUCCGUAAUGGUGUAGUAUUUGUGUAUCAGAGCAGAUAUCACGUUUUAAACUUUGUGAGGAGGUGCCAAACCAGGCGCGACACAAUAAAGCGCAACAAUCGGGUUCUGGAAGUAAAAAUUCAUUCAUUUUCUCCAUAGGAAAUUGAUUUUUAAUGGUAAAACUUUUAAGACAGACUUGUUGUGAGCGCUGAGGUUAUUAAUCGAUGGUAAAUGCUUUUGUUGAAGCCAUCUGUUCACAUUAAUUCAACUUAUUUCUAAAAUAAUC